CCGCAUUGACCAAGAAUAUGUGAUUAUAAGUUUACCUCAGUGUUUGCAUGAUUGAUACCAAGAGCCAAGGCCUUGAUUGAUGCCGUUUAGGUUUUGGCUUCGGCCAAGUACGCAGGGAUAGACGCGUCUCAUGAGGAAAUAUGUCGACUCCCUUCGGCAUUUCCCCCAACCUUCUUGUCCGGCGUCGUAAGUUAUGUAGGUAGGUAGAUAAGUAGGUGGUAGGUAGGUAGGUAUACACCUUGAUUAACUAACCUAGGUAUAUAUAUUUUGAUCAUCCCACCUUAGUAAUUCGCUGAAUGAGAAGCUAUUUCUUGUUCUACAUGUAUCCGUCCGAUCUACCUAAUCCAAGCCCAUAUUCUCGACCACCAUGCCAAAAAAGCCUUCUCCCAUACCCUUUUCAUUGCCAUUUAACUCCGAGGACAGCAGGGCAGAGUCCUUAUACCCAAUACACAAGGUUUUAGUACGACGAACGGUGUUCUUGGCUUUGGUAGUGCUCUCGCUGACUGGCUUUCUCACGAUGCAUCGUUCGGACGUGAGUGCAUUCCCCCUCCACCCCACUACCCAUCUUUUUGGCAUUUGUGGAAGAAGAGCAACGGUAUUAAUAAUGACCGGUGUAUUAGUUGCUCGAAUAUAAAUUCCAAGUCAUGACGAUGCCCCUGAUUGUUGUCGAUGGCCUAGAAAGGGAACAUAGGGACGACCUGACCGAGGUAAUAGCCUCUACUAAUAAUAUAUCUCAUAUUGUACCUACCUAGAGGCCGUGUGGCUGGAUGGAUAGGAGGCGAUAAAAUCAGGGGCUUAUGGCAUCGGGGAUGGGUAUUUUGAUUUUCAAACUAUGGUGUUUUGCUUGGUGAAAAUAUGGAGGAUUGGCGGCAUGGAUCUUGAUGGUGUUGAAGGACUGGGCACUUGUAUGAUGAUCUCAGGGCUGUAGAUACCGAGAUGAACGUGGCGUUAUGAUUAUGAAUGAAUAAUAUCAAAGAUAUUUCAACUUCAAUAUUCCUUAUAGGGCUGAAUCAUUGUUCUAUCAUAUGUAGGAGGCUACUAGGAGCUGAGACUGCUGAGUACCAUGUAGUUACUUGUACCUGAACCUGAAGAACAUCAAUUCACUGCAUGUGUGCCAUUGUUAAGU
Molecule: messenger RNA, 1126 nt
Organism: Hypoxylon fragiforme
Lineage: Eukaryota; Fungi; Ascomycota; Sordariomycetes; Xylariales; Hypoxylaceae
Exons: 1
Coding region: 368-634 (88 amino acids)
Source: RefSeq, a predicted model, not a curated record